Arachis stenosperma is the source of this 585-nucleotide messenger RNA. RefSeq lists its product as uncharacterized. Lineage: Eukaryota; Viridiplantae; Streptophyta; Magnoliopsida; Fabales; Fabaceae. The record is from RefSeq and is a predicted model, not a curated record. Bases 1 to 585 code for a protein of 194 amino acids. The transcript is spliced from 2 exons.
AUGUCUUCUUCAGAUCAAGAUAAAGGUGAAAUGAAGAGAUUUGCUAAUUGGAUACUUGAUGUUGGAAAUGGAAAUAUUGGUUCUGUUAUUGAGUUCCUAAAUGACAUCAAAUAUUCGGGACUAUUCAAUCACAAGUUGACUUUGAAGCUAGGAGUCGUUGUAAUGCUACUGCGAAACAUAGACCAGACUUUAGGUUUAUGCAACGGGACAAGAUUAAUAAUUAACGAAUUUGGCAGCAACAUAAUUGAAGCAAUAGUAGUGACUGGUAGAAAUAUUGGAGAUAAAGUGUACAUUCCAAGAAUGAACUUGAUCUCUUCAGAUUCAGGAUUGCCAUUUAAGUUCCAACAAAGACAAUUUCCAUUAACAGUAUGCUUUGCAAUGACCAUUAACAAGAGUCACGGUCAAUCAUUAUCACAUGUAGGACUUUACUUGCCAAAAUCAGUGUUCACCCAUGGACAACUUUAUGUUGCUUUGUCAAGAGUUAAGAGUCGCAGUGGCCUCAGGAUUUUAAUUCUAGACGAAGACGGCAAUUCAAAGUCAUCAACAACAAAUGUCGUGUUUAAAGAAAUUUUUAAUAAUAUUUAG